AUGCCAGCGAUGCUCUUAAUUGGUUUUUGCUCCACAUCAGUCAUUGUUAAUAUCGUCUUGCCUAUUCCUUUCCUACAGAAUGGCAGGAAAAUUCGUCAAUCUUCUUCUUCACAUAAGUUGUCCUACGAGAACAAUCGCAAGCUGCCCUGCAGCAUUGUUCAGAUUCACUCGAGGUCUCCUCAACCGAAGUUCUGCCCCAAAGAAGUUGGGGCCAGCGGCCAUGCAAAGCCCAAUUGCUAUGAACUGAGGCGAGCCUCGAGUCAGGGGACCCAGCGCCAGGUGGAUCGUAGAAAAGACAAUCAUUCUGAGAGGUUGGCCAACAUCAAGAGCCAUGAUGCUAGCAAGUCUAGAAAGGUGACUGACGCUUGUUCUGAAAUCAUCAGACAGAAUAUCUCUGAUGUGGGCGAACAGGAGCCAGGCAUGCUGAGACUGCAUGAAUGUGUUACAGACCCGAAUCAUGUGCCGCAGAGACGGAACGUUUGCAUCCGACCGGUAACCGAGGUUUCUCAGAAGCAGAAUUUCUCAUUUUUGACAAAGCAGUAUAAAUCGACACCGAACAUAGCCAAGCAGUCGAGCAGAGAUUCAAGUCAAGACAGCCUGAGAGACCAAGCAUUGCUGACUAUGAUGAGUAGGUCGAUAGAUAGAGUGGCAAUAACAACCAUGUAUAACACUAAUCGAAGUGUGCCAGUUCGCGACAAGUCUUGA
Messenger RNA from Protopolystoma xenopodis, 705 nucleotides. NCBI's taxonomy places the organism in Eukaryota, Metazoa, Platyhelminthes, Monogenea, Polystomatidea, Polystomatidae. The record is from the annotation of a GenBank genome assembly.